Molecule: messenger RNA, 3531 nt
Organism: Eremomyces bilateralis CBS 781.70
Lineage: Eukaryota; Fungi; Ascomycota; Dothideomycetes; Eremomycetales; Eremomycetaceae
Product: valyl-tRNA synthetase-like protein
Exons: 5
Coding region: 130-3426 (1098 amino acids)
Biological process (GO): valyl-tRNA aminoacylation
Cellular component (GO): cytosol
Molecular function (GO): ATP binding; valine-tRNA ligase activity; aminoacyl-tRNA deacylase activity
Source: RefSeq, a predicted model, not a curated record
CACCACUUUGCAGCUACGCACAAAAUCCACAGCUCAACCCCUUCCCCAAUUGGGGAUUGAAUCUUCACAAUAUUUCCCCGGGCGUUGAGAGCGCGCUGUAUAUUCCGAUUCCGACCUACCACCGUCAGAAUGGCGCUGAAUGCGGCAUCCCACAAUAUCCCUGGCGAAAAGACCGGACCGAUCACCGGACAACCUCCUUCUCCCUCAAAGGAAACCUCCAAGUCGAUACAAGAAGCAGCUUCAAAAGAUGCUACCGGACAAAGCACUCCAGGUCGCGAUGGCGGGGAUAAGAAGGCCGAAACGAAGGUGAAGUCGGAGAAAGAACUGGCCAAGGAACGAGCGAAGGCAGAAAAGCUGAAGAAAUUCGCGGAGAAGCAGGCGAAGCAGGCGGCAGCUAAGGCGGCGGCUCCGUCGAAAGAGAAGGAGAAGAAGAAGGCGGAGAAAGAGGCGCCGUUGCCGGAAUAUGUUGAGGAGACCCCCAAGGGACAGAAGAAGAUCCUGAAGCCUCUGGACGACGUCUUCCACAAAGCGUAUAUUCCCCGCGUUGUCGAGUCGGCCUGGUCCGAUUGGUGGGAGCAAGAAGGUUUCUUCAAACCCGAAUUUGCGCCCGACGGCAAUGUCAAGAAAGAUGGCUACUUCGUGAUCACUAUACCGCCCCCGAACGUCACCGGUGCAUUGCAUUGCGGGCAUGCUCUCGGAAAUGCGCUCCAAGAUUGUUUGAUUCGAUGGUACCGUAUGAAAGGGGUGACGACUCUUUUCGUACCUGGUUGCGAUCACGCCGGCAUCGCCACACAAGCUGUCGUCGAAAACAUGCUGUGGAGGAGAGAAAAGAAAACCCGACAUGACCUUGGUCGUCAAGCCUUCGUCGAGCGUACUCACGAGUGGAAGACGGAGUACCAUGAGAAGAUCACCCGUGUCCUGAAGCGCAUGGCCGGAUCGUACGACUGGACUCGCGAGGCUUUCACAAUGAGCGAAGAUCUUUCCUCCGCGGUGACAGAGACAUUCGUCCGGCUGCAUGAAGAGGGGCUUAUUUACCGAUCGAAUCGCCUGGUCAACUGGGAUGUCAAGCUGAACACCGCAUUAUCGACGAUUGAGGUGGACAACAAGGAGAUCACCGGUCGAACACUCCUCACUGUUCCGGGUUAUGAGCGUAAAGUCGAGUUUGGUGUGCUGACGCACUUCAAAUACCCGAUCGAAGGCUCAGAGGAGAUGCUCGAGGUCGCCACAACUCGUCCGGAGACAAUGUUGGGAGAUAGUGGCAUUGCUGUCCACCCUAAAGACGAGCGAUACAAGCAUCUGGUUGGUAAAAAUGCGAAACAUCCGUUUGUCGAUCGUCUCCUGCCGAUUAUCGCUGAUAGCUACGUCGAUCCGGAGUUCGGUACCGGUGCGGUAAAACUCACUCCUGCCCACGACCCGAACGAUUUCGCGAUUGGAAAGCGCCAUAACCUUGAAUUCAUUAACAUCUUGAACGACGAUGGCACGCUCAACGGGAACUGUGGCCAGUUCACGGGACACAAGCGCUUCGAUGCCCGGUACGGCGUCACGGAGGAGUUGACCAAGCUCGGCCUGUUCGUCAAGAAAGAGGACAACACGAUGAAAGUGCCCCUUUCUUCGCGCUCGAAUGAUGUUGUUGAACCCGUCAUGAAGCCGCAGUGGUGGAUGAGCAUGAAGUCGCUCGCCGAACCCGCUAUCGAGGUUGUCAAGAAUGGCGACAUCAAGAUCCGUCCGGCCAGCGCCGAGAAAAGCUACUACCGCUGGUUGGAAAACAUCAAUGACUGGUGCUUGUCGCGUCAACUAUGGUGGGGUCACCAGAUCCCGGCCUAUCUUGUCAAGUUUGACAGCGAAACUUCUGAUCCGAUCAGCAAUGAGAACUGGGUUACUGGGCGUACGGAAGCAGAGGCACAGGCAAAGGCAGAGAAGAAGUUCCCGGGCAAAAAGUUUACUCUGGAAAGAGAUCCUGAUGUGCUUGACACCUGGUUCUCGUCGGGCUUGUGGCCCUUCUCAACAUUGGGCUGGCCGAAGAACACGCAUGAUUUUGAGAAGCUCUUCCCGACAUCUGUUUUGGAGACCGGAUGGGACAUUCUCUUUUUCUGGGUUGCUAGGAUGAUCAUGCUCAGCCUCAAGUUGACUGGCAAAGUACCUUUCAAGGAGGUGUACUGCCAUUCCUUGAUCCGUGACUCCGAGGGACGGAAGAUGUCCAAGUCGCUGGGCAACGUCAUUGAUCCCGUCGAUAUUAUGGAGGGAAUCACCCUUCCGGCACUGCAUGACAAACUUCUCGUGGGCAACUUGGAUCCAACGGAGCUCACUACGGCGACGAAGUAUCAGAAGGCAUCAUUCCCGCAAGGUAUUCCAGAAUGCGGUGCGGAUGCACUUCGUUUCUCAUUGAUUCAAUACACAACAGGGGGUGGUGACAUCGCUUUCGACGUCAAGGUUAUGCAAGGCUACCGAAGAUUCUGCAACAAAAUCUACCAGGCAACCAAAUACGUACUCGGAAACCUUGACGAAAACUUCACUCCUCAAGCGAAGAGCGGCAAGACUGGCAAAGAGACUCUCGCCGAACGAUGGAUCCUCCACAAGCUCGCCAUCGCGUCAAGAGAUAUCAAUAAGGCGCUUGAAGACCGCGAGUUCUCGCGCUCAACGCAGAUCGCAUACCAGUAUUGGUACGACAAUCUCUGCGACGUCUACAUUGAGAACUCAAAGGCAAUCAUUCUCAACGGCACCGAGGAAGAGAAGCGAUCUGCGGUUGACACGUUGUACACUGUGCUUGAGGCCGGUUUGACGAUGAUCCACCCAUUCAUGCCGUUCUUGAGCGAAGAAUUGUGGCAACGCUUGCCACGGAGACCGGAGGAUAAUACACCUUCGAUCGUCAGGGCAGCAUACCCGCAGUACGACGCAGCCAUGGAUGAUCCCGAGUCCGAGGCUGUUUACGAGCUCGUCUUGGGAUGCUCCAAGGGUGUGCGAUCGCUCAUGGCGGAAUACGCCAUCCGAGAGAAUGGCACAGCCUUCGUCCUCCCUUCCGACGACAAGUCCUACUCCAUCAUCAACUCCGAGCUCCAAGCCAUCCGCGCCCUCUCCAGCAAAGGCGUCAGCUCCAUCACCAUCCUCGCCCCCACCACCAGCCCCCCGACCGGCUGCGCCGUCUUCGUCCCCUCCCCCAGCGCCGCCGUGUUCCUCGAGGUCAAAGGGCGCGUGAACAUCGACGCGGAGAUCAAGAAGGCGCAGACGAAGAUGCAGAAGGCGGCGGACAACGCCACGAAGCAGCGGAAGCUGCUAGAGGCACCGGACUUCGAGGAGAAGGCCAGCAAGGCGGUAAGGGACGUCGAGCAGGGGCGGCUCGGGGAGUUCCUAGCCGAGCAGAAGAACUAUGAGCAGAGUAUUGAGCAAUUUGAGAAGUUGAAGUUGGAUGAGAGGGGGGCGGCAGCGUAGACGUCGCCUUGUGGGGCAACGGUUCGUGUUCUCCCACGCGCCGGGGAGAAAGUAGUGUUGGAAUGGGUAGGACAGUCCUAGCGGCGCGAGAUGUACAAUACAGUA